GUUCUGUCUCCGUCCAUCUCUCGCUCGCCCGGCCGCCCGUGCCCUCUCUCGCCGGCCGUCUGGUGGCUCGCGGUGGUGGCGGGCCCGGCGCGGGGCGCGAUGAGCGGCGCCUGCACGACCUACGUGAGCGCCGAGCAGGAGGUGGUGCGCGGCUUCAGCUGCCCGCGGCCGGGGGGCGAGGCGGCCGCCGUCUUCUGCUGCGGCUUCCGCGACCACAAGUACUGCUGCGAUGACCCGCACAGCUUCUUCCCCUACGAGCACAGCUACAUGUGGUGGCUCAGUAUUGGCGCUCUUGUGGGCCUGUCCAUAGCAGCCGUGGUCCUCCUGGCCUUCAUUGUCACCGCCUGUGUGCUCUGUUACCUGUUCAUCAGCUCAAAACCCCACACAAAGUUGGACCCAGGCUUAAGCUUACAAACUACAGACCCCGAGGAGGUACCCCCUGACUGCCAAAGUGGGAAUAUGGGCAUUUCUAUGGAGGUGCCAGGAGUGAGCCCUCUCGGGCAGACUCACCCUUUCCUGAACCGAUGGCUGGACUGCAAUGAAGAGCAGGCUGUGGACCCCAAACACCUCCUCCAGCACUGCUUCAUGGCUGCAGUGACUGCCAGUGACAUUCCAGGCAGCCCUGAGGAGGCUCCUGUCCCCAGUCUAGACCCAGCCCCAUGACAUCCAAUAAAUGUCUCUACACUA
Vicugna pacos (alpaca) is the source of this 687-nucleotide messenger RNA. RefSeq names its product shisa like 2A (gene SHISAL2A). The record is from RefSeq and is a predicted model, not a curated record. NCBI's taxonomy places the organism in Eukaryota, Metazoa, Chordata, Mammalia, Artiodactyla, Camelidae.